Myotis lucifugus (little brown bat) is the source of this 1528-nucleotide messenger RNA. Its product is annotated as bone morphogenetic protein 1-like. Lineage: Eukaryota; Metazoa; Chordata; Mammalia; Chiroptera; Vespertilionidae. The transcript has 6 exons. Bases 1 to 996 code for a protein of 331 amino acids. The record is from RefSeq and is a predicted model, not a curated record.
AUGUCACCGUUUGGGGUCACACUGCUGACCCGGGGACACUCAGAACAGGGCCGCUGCCUCCCAGGAGCUGAAGCCCUGCAGAUAUUUGAACACAGCUCUCACGUCAUCCUUGACAUUAUCUGCUACCCCUUUGGGCACCGCACAGCACUGGCCUGCUCCAAGGCGUUCACUCCGCUGUGGCGCCCGCCUGUGAGCACUUCCUAUCCCCUAGCACAGCGCAGACUCGCCUCUGCCACUGAAUGUCUGUGUGGCCUCGGCUGUCUUGAAGCCGGCUGUGACCACAAGGUGACCUCCACCAGCGGCACCAUCACCAGCCCCAACUGGCCUGACAAGUAUCCCAGCAAGAAGGAGUGCACCUGGGCUAUCUCUAGCACCCCUGGGCACCGGGUCAAGCUGACCUUCCUGGAGAUGGACAUUGAGUCCCAGCCCGAGUGUGCCUACGACCACCUGGAGGUGUACGACGGGCGUGACGCCAAGGCCCCAGUUCUGGGCCGCUUCUGUGGGAGCAAGAAGCCCGAGCCGGUCGUGGCCACGGGCAGCCGCAUGUUCCUGCGCUUCUACUCCGACAACUCCGUCCAGCGGAAGGGCUUCCAAGCGGCCCAUUCCACAGAGUGCGGAGGCCAGGUGCGAGCCGAGGUGAAGUCCAAGGACCUUUACUCCCACGCCCAGUUUGGUGACAACAACUACCCCGGGGGGGUGGACUGCGAGUGGGUCAUCGUGGCAGAGGAAGGCUACGGUGUGGAGCUCGUGUUCCAGACCUUCGAGGUAGAAGAGGAGACGGACUGUGGCUACGACUACAUGGAGCUCUUUGAUGGCUACGACAGCACAGCCCCCAGGCUGGGGCGCUACUGUGGCUCCGGGCCCCCUGAGGAGGUGUACUCGGCGGGAGACUCUGUCCUGGUGAGGUUCCACUCCGAUGACACCAUCACCAAAAAAGGCUUCCACCUGCGCUACACCAGCACCAAGUUCCAGGACACACUGCACAGCAGGAAGUGACCGCCGCCCCCGGUCACCUGGACCGGACAGUGGGAGCACCCGUCCCCACCCCCCGAUGGUCUGGAUGAGGCCGUCCUCAGGAGGCAGGGACUUGGACUCCUUCAUGAGCCACUUCCCAGGUCCCUCCCCCGCUGGCCCUACCUGAGCAAGGGCCCAGGGCCGGGGGGCCAGCGCUUUCACUGAGACACUUGAAGUGGCCAUUCCUCUGUGGGGGCCGGCCGGUGGGGGGAGGGUCUGUCAGCGGGACCCUCCUGCCUGUCCUGCCCACCUCUGCGUGCUGGAUUGUGUAUAGCUGGUGCAUAUCUUCAUUGUAAUAUCCAUGUCCCGGCCCUUCCCCGGCCUCACUUGGUUUUAUUUUGAGCCUCCACUUCCCACUGUUUCCUGGGGCAUGCGUUUCCGUACGCAUCCCACAGGAGCACAGCGGGGAGAGGAAGGGGAAGGGUGGGGAAGGAGACAGGCCUUCUCUCAGGCCCAGUGGCUGGUCGGCCACACCAGGGCAUCCCAGCCAAUAAACCGAAAGUGUUACAGCCAG